Molecule: messenger RNA, 282 nt
Organism: Mesorhabditis spiculigera
Lineage: Eukaryota; Metazoa; Nematoda; Chromadorea; Rhabditida; Rhabditidae
Source: the annotation of a GenBank genome assembly
AUGUUGCAGCUCGCACCAACCGUCGUUUUCUACAUGCUCCCAUUGUCCUGGUGCGUAUUUACCUACGUCUUCGACCUACGCAUAGCGCUAAAUCAAGUUAUCAACGACAUUUGCGCGUUGGUGUCAGUGCUCCAGAGCCCCGUCUGCGUCAUGACUGCCGUGCUGCUCAACAAGGGAUCACGAGAAUUUUUGAAGAAGAAAAUCAAUAAAGUAUUGGGUCGUCCAGUAUUCACUGGGAUGUCCCUGCACAAUCCAACGAUUUCGGUGCUUUCUGUGAGGAGA